Messenger RNA from Paramacrobiotus metropolitanus, 1844 nucleotides. RefSeq lists its product as uncharacterized. The record is from RefSeq and is a predicted model, not a curated record. Gene Ontology annotation, biological process: proteolysis. Bases 237 to 1700 code for a protein of 487 amino acids. Lineage: Eukaryota; Metazoa; Tardigrada; Eutardigrada; Parachela; Macrobiotidae. Gene Ontology annotation, molecular function: serine-type endopeptidase activity. The transcript is spliced from 7 exons.
GUAACACGUAUAUUGUACGUGUAGUACAGUUUUGCAUGGGGUGCAUUAAUAAAAUGUGCCAACUCUGCAUAAUCGUAUAAAAAACAAAAAACAAAUACGAGUAUUACAGUAGUUGGAUAAUCUUGAUUUCAUCUCUAAUUCACAUCGGCCUCUGUAAAUUUCUCCAGAGGGAAGCGUGAAGUUUUGUGGUACUUCGAUUUAAAUUUUCGCGGCACCAGGUAUUAGAUUUUUAUUCCAUGACUGUCUUACUCCUUCUGCCAACGGGAGGGAUUAAAUUGAUCGGGUUGUGGGCCUUACUGAUGCAUGGUGGCAAUAUGGGUGUUUUGGCAAGUGUCGGUUCAGCCUGCUUCCUCCAGGAUCCCCGUCUGCGCACCAUAACAGGCAGCGGACACUGCUACAACAACGACAAGGUCUCCAUCCAGCUAUGCCGCAGCAUGGGCUUCCACCCCUCCGAGGAAGCGACAAUGUGUCGCGUCUGCGAGCCCGAGCGGGAAUUCUGCUGCUCCUACCCGGGGCUCUUCCUUCCCGAAGGCCCGCCCCUGACCUGUUCAGCUACCACGACGCAGGCCACGUCCAGUCCAACGACGUCUCAUUACACUUACGCUAUGGGUCUGAUUCCUGCCGAGACACCAGCGCCGUUCUUGGAGCCUUUCGCAACACUACCCAAUAACUUCUUCACAACCGAAAACCAUACCAGUCAUCCUGCGCAGGACGCCCAAUCGACAACGUCGCACAGUGGAUUAUCCGUGGGGAAUAUCUCCGAACUCAUUUUCACGUAUUCUACAGCGGGAGCUACUGAUGCUUCACAGAAACCGGAGACGGGAAACGGUGGGACAGAGGGUGAUGGCCCACUCGCAUACUGCAAUCGCCCACAGAGUACGCAGUUAUCAGAUGGGCCCGGUUGUUACAUCGCGUCGCUGUACGAAUCGCAGACGAAUAGCGUGCCGUUUGGAUUGAGAACCUUUGGUGUGGGUGUUUUGGUCGAUCCGCAAUGGGUGCUAACUACAGCUAUUCGUUUUCCAACGUCCAUCGAAAGCGGCCGUUUCUGGGCCAAAAUCGGUCAACUGCCGCAAAGCAUUCCCUACAAAGUCACCACGGUUAUCCCGCAGACCAGUGUCCGCUAUCCGGAGAAUGGCUUAUCGCUAUUAAAACUGGAACAUCCCGUCGACAUGACCCGUUACUGUACCGCCUGCCUGACGGAUCCCGACAGCGACCAGGAGGUCACGGCAGAUGGUUACGGCGGGGAUUGUGUCGCGGUUGGUUUCAACGCCACCAAUGCGUUUGGGCGGGACCUCAACGACGGGAGUGUACAGCGGGUGGAGUACAAUAUUCUGGGCAAAGCGGCCUGCGAAGAGGCCCGCAAAAAGAUGGAGCAUCGACAUCCGCCGCAGCAGGUGUGGCUGCGCCAGCAAGGGAACCCGGCGGCCGGGUGGUUUUGCGGCGGGAAACCGGGACAGAAAAGCUGCAUGAAGGAUUACGGAGCCCCGUUAAUUUGCAUGGAUAGACCGAAAGGUUUCCAGCGCGUGGCCGGAAUGAUGGUGUCAACCGGAUGCAUCGACGACGAAAUGCGCGGCGUGGGAACGUUCAUCGAAGUUGGAUCGGUUCGGGACUGGAUUCAGUACGAGAUUGGCCGACCGAUGAAUCCUCGAGCUCCUUCGCCGAAUCAACCAGGAAUACUGCUAAAAAAGAAAAAUGCAUGACGCAGUUGUACCAACAUCAUUCGAUCUGAGCUGUUUUAAUUACUGUACUGUUAUGAGUACUCUCUGAUUGCUAAGCAACAUGGUGCAAUACGGCUGAUUACCGUUUUUGCUGCUCUGUAUCAAUAAAAAAUUAAAAACUGCAAA